Messenger RNA from Folsomia candida, 1191 nucleotides. RefSeq names its product heme-binding protein 2. The transcript is spliced from 4 exons. Bases 332 to 1096 code for a protein of 254 amino acids. The record is from RefSeq and is a predicted model, not a curated record. Lineage: Eukaryota; Metazoa; Arthropoda; Collembola; Entomobryomorpha; Isotomidae.
UCAUCACCAUGAGUGGGUUAAUUCUCACAAAAACAGUUGUCUUUCACAAUAAGGGUCACAAAGCUGAGUGUGAAUGCCGUACAUACUGAUACAUACAUGUGUUUGUCUUAUUGGCAUUCUGUUGGGCAAGGCAUAAUUUUAGUCCGAGUCAAAUAGUCAGUUUAUGGAACUGUUGUGGUUGUUAACUAUCCCACUCCAGAAUUUGCAAAAAUCCAACCACACUGCGUAACAAGUCUUUGUAGAGGUGACGGUGUUUCGUUAGUUUGUCCCACCAUCUAACCUAUCUCUAAAGCUUUCUCAUAAAAUCAUAUUCGACAAUUAAGUCAUUGGGAUGAUGCAAUUUCGAAGAUUGCUGUUCAUUUUAUUGGUCGCUACUUUCCACGUGGGGAUAACAGAGUCCCAAUUCAUCCCAAUUUUUGAUUGGAUAAGUUCAUUUUUCGGAAGCUACGAACAGCCGGGGUACACAUCGGUCAGGAAUAUCACGGACCAAGUGGAGGAACGCAUCUACCCCACGAGUAGUUGGGCAUGCAGUGAGCAGUUUGCCACGCCGGUGACCAAGGACUCGAAAACAGCGGAGAGUUUCAUGACCAUAUUACGAUACAUACAGGGCAAGAACGAGCUAGGCAAAAAAAUUGAGAUGACAAUCCCCAUUGUGACCAAAAUCGAUCACCGUAACGGUAACCUCCGUUCCUACGAAAUGUGCUUCUUCCUUCCUACCGAGUUCCAGAAAUCUCCACCCAAACCGGUGGACAAUCGGGUCAAAAUUGUGACCUACCCACCCCUUCGAGUCUAUUCAAAGAUGUACGGUGGAUACUCCUCGCAGACCGUGGAGACCUCGCAAGUGGCCAGUCUGUCCGAAGUCCUGAGAAACCAGAGCAUUCCAUACUUUGAAAUGAGGGACGGGGAUCGAGCCACCUACUUUGUCGCAGGCUACGACUCGCCCACCAAAUUUUGGAACAGGCGAAAUGAGGUUUGGCUCCUAAGCAAGGACACACCCAAGUCCAUCAACCAUCACUUUACAACGGCCGUGAGACAACAAGGAGGAGACGCGACUGGCGAGGACGCAGAGACUUCAGAGAUGAAUGAACCUGUCUGAUAAGUAUUUAUAAAAAAAUAGGAUAGCAAAAAUGAUAUCAUUGAAUAUUUUCAAAACGCAUGACGCAAUAAAAAACUGUAUUUCGCUGCUAAAUA